This is a messenger RNA of Salvia splendens (bonfire salvia), 2425 nucleotides long. Its product is annotated as probable xyloglucan glycosyltransferase 5. Lineage: Eukaryota; Viridiplantae; Streptophyta; Magnoliopsida; Lamiales; Lamiaceae. The transcript is spliced from 5 exons. The record is from RefSeq and is a predicted model, not a curated record. Bases 220 to 2181 code for a protein of 653 amino acids. Gene Ontology annotation, cellular component: Golgi apparatus. Gene Ontology annotation, molecular function: glycosyltransferase activity.
UAGUUGCAGAUGGUAUAUACCUUUCUCUAUAAUGGCGCCUUGCCAAGAUAGUCUUUCAGAUUGAGGAAAGAAUAUUGCCAAAAUAAUUCUCUAUUUUCCACUAUUUAAUGAAUAUGCAUUGUUUUGUAGUACUAAUACUAAUUCAUGGCCCCUCCCAAAUUCUUCAUUCUUGUAUAAUCAUAAAGUAAUUCUUGCGUAUUUCCUCAUUUAAUCACAAAAAUGGCUCCAAAAUUGAAUCUUUUCGAGUGGUGGGGCAAAGAAACGCCGCAGGGAACUCCGGUGAUCGUGAAAAUGGAGAAUCCCAGCUUCUCCGUCGUCGAGAUCGGCGGCGCCGACGCCGCAUUCAAGCCGGUGGAGAAGAGCCGCCUCAAGAACGCCAAGCAAGUGAGAUGGAUCCUCCUCCUCAAGGCCAACCGCGCCGCCGGCUUCUUAGCGUGGCUGGCAGCCGCCGCGUGGGGCCUCCUCGCCGCCGUGAGGAAGCGCCGAGGAGCCGCCGCCGCCACCGAGAAGCUCGGGAAGGGGAAGCUGAUGCUGAGAGUGAUCAAGCUGCUUCUCUUUGCUGCAUUGGCGGCUUUAGCCUUGGAAGCCGCGGCUCACUUCAAAGGCUUCGAGAAAGGGAUGUUCCAAUCGAUCUACGCGGCGUGGCUUGAGCUGCGCCGCCGCUACAUCGCCCCUUUCAUUCAGUCUCUCUCCAUGCUGUGUGUGGCUCUCUUUAUGAUACAGUCUUUGGACCGUCUCAUCCUCUUCCUCGGCUGCUUCUACAUCAAGUUUAAGAAGAUCAAGCCUACCAUAAUCGAAAACUCUUUUCGUUCCCACGAUGAUUAUCCCAUGGUUCUCGUGCAAAUCCCAAUGUGCAAUGAGCGUGAGGUGUAUGAGAUGUCGAUUUCUGCGGUGUGUCAGCUGGAUUGGCCGAAAGAUCGAUUUUUGAUUCAAGUUCUUGAUGAUUCCGAUGAUGAGGUGAUCCAAUGCAUGGUCAAGAAUGAGGUCUCCAGGUGGAGGGAGAGUGGUGUCAACAUUGUCUAUCGCCAUCGCCUUGUUAGAACCGGCUACAAAGCCGGGAAUCUCAACUCUGCCAUGAGCUGUGACUAUGUGAAGGAUUAUGAGUUCGUUGCGAUUUUUGAUGCGGAUUUCCAGCCUGCCCCGGAUUUCCUCAAGCUCACAGUCCCACAUUUUGAGGGGAAGCCGGAGGUAGGGCUGGUGCAGACGCGUUGGGCGUUUGUGAACAAGGACGAGAACUUGCUGACUCGGCUGCAGAACAUCAAUUUAUGCUUCCAUUUUGAGGUGGAGCAGCAGGUGAAUGGCGCGUUCUUGAACUUCUUCGGGUUCAAUGGGACGGCUGGGGUUUGGAGGAUCAAGGCGUUGGAGGACUCCGGGGGCUGGCUCGACAGGACCACUGUUGAGGACAUGGACAUCGCUGUCCGGGCACAUCUCAAUGGCUGGAGCUUCAUAUACCUCAAUGAUGUCAAGGUUCUGUGUGAGGUUCCCGAGUCGUUUGAGACAUACCGGAAGCAGCAACAUAGGUGGCAUUCCGGGCCUAUGCAGCUCUUCCGGUUGUGCCUCCCUGCUGUGCUGAAAUCAAAGAUAUCUAUUUGGAAGAAGGCAAACUUGAUAUUCCUCUUCUUCCUAUUGAGGAAGCUCAUCCUCCCAUUCUAUUCAUUCACACUGUUCUGCGUCGUUUUGCCUAUAACGAUGUUUAUCCCCGAGGCCGAGCUGCCUAUGUGGAUCAUCUGCUACGUGCCUGUGCUCAUGACGUUCAUCAACAUAUUCCCCACUCCAAAAUCCCUCCCCUUCAUCGCCCCAUACCUCCUCUUCGAGAACACCAUGUCUGUGACCAAGUUCAGUGCCAUGGUCUCGGGGCUGUUCCAGCUAGGCAGCUCGUACGAGUGGAUUGUCACCAAGAAGGCCGGGAGGUCCUCAGAGACGGACCUGCUGGCUACAGCGGAUAGGGACACAAAACCACUGAUCGAGAGCGAUGUGAGCCUUUUGGAGGAGGGAAAGGGGAAAGGUGUCAAGAAAACUAACAAGAUUUACAGAAAAGAGUUGGCUCUUGCUUUCCUGCUGCUCACAGCUGCAGUUAGAAGCCUCAUGUCAGCUCAUGGACUCCACUUCUACUUCCUCCUCUUCCAAGGCUUCACUUUCCUCCUCGUCGGCCUUGAUUUGAUCGGAGAGCAAAUGAGCUAGCUUGUUGCAGUUCAAGUGAAGAUACAUACAUUGGAUGAUUUGGCUCUGAAUCAGUCACUAAUCACUAUAGAGCAUUUAUUCAUCAAUUUUUAAUAAGAUUUUUAUGCUACAUAUAUAUGCAUACAUACCUACAAAAUUUUCCAUAUUCAUUUGCUGUUGCCCACAGAUGUAUAGUAAGUACUCCACAGAUAGCUGUUUAUGUAAAUUAAGUAUAGUUUGAAGUUAAUUCAUUUUCCCUCUCUUA